Callorhinchus milii (elephant shark) is the source of this 1297-nucleotide messenger RNA. Its product is annotated as adhesion G protein-coupled receptor A2. NCBI's taxonomy places the organism in Eukaryota, Metazoa, Chordata, Chondrichthyes, Chimaeriformes, Callorhinchidae. The transcript has 10 exons. Gene Ontology annotation, molecular function: protein binding; G protein-coupled receptor activity. Gene Ontology annotation, cellular component: plasma membrane; Wnt signalosome. Bases 14 to 1297 code for a protein of 427 amino acids. Gene Ontology annotation, biological process: central nervous system development; cell surface receptor signaling pathway; positive regulation of canonical Wnt signaling pathway. The record is from RefSeq and is a predicted model, not a curated record.
ACACCCACACACCAUGAUCACAGGAGCAGUCGGGAUGGCGUUGCUGCUGAUGGUCUGUCAGACUGACGGCUGCUCUGAGCUGUUCACCAACAGCUGUACGUGUAUCGACGAUCGAUCGAAAGGACCUUCAGUCCACACCGUUCGUAAGAAAGUCAUCUGCAGCAAAGAAAACCUGUCGGACCCCCCCGACCCCCGGGUCCUCCCCAACAGGACAGUCCACCUGAUACUGAGCAAUAACAAGAUCGUGGUCCUGAAGAAUGACUCUUUCCUGGGACUCUACGCUCUGGAGAAACUAGACCUGAAGAAUAACUUGAUCAGCACCAUCAUGCCCGGCGCGUUUCACGGACUCACAGAAAUGAAGCGUCUGGAUCUGUCUAACAACAGAAUCGGAUGCCUGAUUCCUGCGAUAUUUCACAGCCUGGGAGAACUGAAUAGACUGAACCUGUCAGGAAACAUCUUCUCAAACCUUCACCCCAACCUCUUCGACCCUUUGGUUUCACUCAAACUCGUUGAUUUCAACACCGAGUCCCUGAUGUGUGACUGCAACAUGCAGUGGGUCCUGAACUGGGAAAGGAACAGCUCAGCGAGGAUAUCGGAGGCCACAGUGUGUGCUUAUCCAAGGGCUUUGCAAGGCCAACAGUUUAAGUCUCUGAAGGAAAGCCAACUGGGAUGUGACGGACCUUUGGAGCUGCCGACUCUCCAGCUCAUCCCGUCCCUCCGGCAAGUGGUUUUCCAGGGGGAUCGACUGCCGUUCCAGUGCACGGCCACCUACAUCGACAACACCACCCAGGUGCUGUGGUAUCACAACAGCGCUCCGGUCAGGCCGGAAGCAGAGAGCGGUCUGACCGUGGAGGACAGCAUGAUCCACGACUGCUCCUUCAUAUCCAGUGAGCUGAUCCUAUCCAACAUCUACCUGCUGGCUAGCGGAGAGUGGGAGUGCGUCAUCUCAACCUCCCGAGGAAACUCCUCCCGCAAGGUGGAGAUCGUGGUGUUGGAAACCUCGGCCUCGUACUGCCCGGCCGAACACGUCACCAACAACAGGGGGGAGUUCAGGUGGCCGAGGACUCUAUCGGGUAUCGUCUCGUAUCAGCUGUGUUUGCAGUAUCCCUCCUUCUCGGUCAUCAGACCCUCACUGGAGAAAAAGGCCUCUCGCAGAUGUGGUCGGUCAGGGCAGUGGGAAACGGGAGACUACAGCGAGUGUCUGUACAUCAAUGACUACACAAGGACCCUCCACAUCUUCACCCGGGUGAUUCGAGGCAACAGCAUUAUUAUGCUUGAAGCAUUGGAGCGAGUGUAG